Penicillium cosmopolitanum is the source of this 279-nucleotide messenger RNA. RefSeq lists its product as uncharacterized. Lineage: Eukaryota; Fungi; Ascomycota; Eurotiomycetes; Eurotiales; Aspergillaceae. The record is from RefSeq and is a predicted model, not a curated record. Bases 1 to 279 code for a protein of 92 amino acids. The transcript has 3 exons.
AUGAAGGUCGCGGAAAUACUGUCGGAUCUCACGUCAUUACGCGUGUGUGAUCACCAUGCCGCUCUGGCUUUGGUAAACGCCCACCAGAUAUCACUUGACACAUCCCCACCCUCCCAAUCGAACCCGACCGCCACGGACGCGAUUACUGACCUUCAACGAGCAAAGGAACUGGUGGAGCUUCACUAUGAGGUCAAAGCACGGCAUGUCAACGGCCAGGUCGAUGCCGAUCUUCAAAAGGCGCGUGUCGAUGUCCAACAAGUCCUCAGGGAGCUUUCGUGA